This is a messenger RNA of Rhinichthys klamathensis goyatoka, 1417 nucleotides long. It is a transcript of the gene prmt1, whose product is annotated as protein arginine methyltransferase 1. The transcript has 10 exons. Gene Ontology annotation, molecular function: protein-arginine N-methyltransferase activity. Lineage: Eukaryota; Metazoa; Chordata; Actinopteri; Cypriniformes; Leuciscidae. Gene Ontology annotation, cellular component: nucleus. Bases 92 to 1138 code for a protein of 348 amino acids. The record is from RefSeq and is a predicted model, not a curated record.
UCAUUUAAUAGUCACAGCAAAGAGGCGGGAUCAAUACAAGUGUGUUUUACAUGAGCUUUGCUGCAGUCGUAGUGGAAUCCAGUUUAUCGAAAUGGCGGAGACGGCAGACGGAAUGGAGGUGUCCCAGGGAGAGAGCUCAGUGAAACCUGCAGCAGAAGAUAUGACCUCCAAAGACUACUACUUUGAUUCCUAUGCACACUUUGGCAUUCAUGAGGAGAUGCUGAAGGAUGAAGUUCGUACUCUGACGUACAGAAACUCCAUGUUCCACAACAAGCAUCUCUUCAAGGAUAAAGUGGUGCUGGAUGUGGGAAGUGGAACCGGCAUCCUCUGUAUGUUUGCAGCCAAAGCUGGGGCCAAGAAAGUUAUUGGGAUUGAGUGCAGCAGUAUAUCAGACUAUGCUGUGAAGAUUGUGAAGGCCAAUAAGUUGGAUCAUAUCGUUACCAUUAUUAAGGGGAAAGUGGAGGAGGUUGAGCUUCCCGUGGACAAAGUAGACAUAAUCAUCUCUGAGUGGAUGGGAUACUGUCUCUUCUAUGAAUCCAUGCUCAACACUGUCAUUUAUGCAAGAGACAAAUGGCUGAAACCUGAUGGUCUGAUUUUCCCUGACAGAGCCACGCUCUACGUCACUGCUAUUGAGGACCGACAGUACAAGGACUACAAAAUUCACUGGUGGGAGAAUGUUUAUGGAUUUGACAUGUCCUGUAUCAAGGAAGUGGCUAUUAAGGAACCUCUAGUGGAUGUUGUUGACCCCAAGCAGCUCGUGAGCACUGCCUGCCUCAUUAAGGAGGUGGACAUCUACACAGUGAAGAUUGAGGACUUGUCCUUCACAUCACCUUUCUGCCUGCAGGUUAAAAGGAAUGACUACAUCCAUGCACUGGUAACCUACUUCAACAUAGAGUUCACUCGCUGCCACAAGAGGACUGGCUUCUCUACUAGCCCUGAGUCUCCUUACACUCACUGGAAGCAGACUGUGUUCUACCUUGAUGACUAUCUGACGGUAAAGACUGGAGAGGAAAUCUUUGGCACCAUCAGCAUGAAACCUAACAUCAAGAAUAACAGAGACCUGGACUUUAACGUUGACCUCGACUUCAAGGGUCAGCUCUGUGAGGUGUCCAAGACGUCAGAGUACAGAAUGCGCUAGAUUCCUUUAGCAUCAGUGUGUGCGAGGCAUUUCAGAGCAGUGUAUGCGUGUGUGAAACAUGUACUUUGUUACAUGACUGUGCGUGACAGACAUUUUUAGAGAUUCUGUUUUACAGAAUGUUGCCUGACAUGGAGGAUUUUGAGAGUUAUUGAACAUUUUUAAAUUAACUUUUUUUUUUCUUUUUUUUGAUUUGUGUAAUGCACCAAAGGGGACUAAACAUGGCAGAUUUGUGCUUUUUUCCAUGUGCAAAUUUCCUUUUUGGGUGUGCUUUUUCCAAAU